AUGUCGGAUGCCAAUUUGAUGGCAGAAUCCUACGCAGAAGAUACCAUGCAGAAUAUCGCGACCGACGAGGAGAACAAACCAUGCUGCAAAUUCUGUGGAAAAAAGUUUGCCCAGUCCAGCUACAUCAAGGCGCAUAUGAGACUCCAUACAGGGGAAAAACCUUUCGCCUGCUCCUUCUGUCCAAAGAGAUUCAGCGAUUGUAGCAACUGGAAAAAGCAUGAGAGGAUUCAUAUCAGACAACUAGGCUUGAAUCCAGACAAGCCUUCCACUCCAAACAAGAGCCAGGUCCCGGUAGUCCAGAACUACUCCACUACAAAGUCCAAAUCCGAACACGGCAACUCGAACUUUCAGUGUAAGAUCUGCAACAAGACGUUCUCCAAUGCCAGCAGCCUGACUACUCAUCGUCGGAUCCACAGCGGGGAAAGACCGUACAGGUGUGAGACGUGUGGGAAGUCGUUCACUCAGAUCGGGACCCUGCGGACACACGAAAGAGUGCACACAGGAGAGAGACCUUACAUGUGUAAGCUAUGUGGACAGACCUUCGCCCAGAAUGGCAGUUUUCGCAUGCACGAGAGGCGUCAUAUGAUGGAGAUGCUCCACAAAUGUCCGAUUUGCCCCGUCAAAUUCUCCCAGUGGGAAGAUGCCAAAGCACACUUAGCUACGCACCCAGAAAUAGCCAGUGUUACCGACUUUAUGAAGCACCUGCCGUCCGUAACCUCAGCCGGGGAAACUGACGACGAGAAUAUGCCGCCCAUCGAGAGCUUCGCUCCACAUGUGGAGCAGCUCCAUCUGGACCAGUUUCCACCUCCGGGUUUUCCUUUUCCAUCCCAAUUAUCUCCGUUUUUGAAUCUUUCUUCUUUACAUUUUGGUGCUGCACUGGGGGAUAUGCCUACUCCUGUUGGACUUUUCACCACUCAAGGACAGCUGAUCAAAACUGAGGGACUAGGCCUGCACACCUCACGCUCCGCCCUUCAGGAUGACCUUUAUAGACAGUCUGCUGAGGUCACGACCUCUGUGGCCAAUGGGGUCAUACCCUCUCCAAAUGAUAAUGGGGACACUGCUGUUAGUACGACCACUGCCAGAGACAGGAAGUACAGUUCUGACUCCCACACAUCACGGUCAAUGUCCACCCCCGACGGAGGGCUCGAAAAUGGCACAAACAGAACGGAUGCUGACAAAGCAAACAUGGAGACAGAUUUCGUCCAUCCCGAUACAGAACAGAAUGCCAAGCCAACCUCGGAGGACUCGAGCGUGGUCAGUGACCACUCCGACAACAACAACUCAGAGGAGGCGCAGGGUAUUAAAUGUACAAACCUCCACAGUAGACUGUCAGGGAACUCCCGCAAACAGAAAUGUCCCAUGAGGCGGUACAGCGGAUCAGCUGCUUCCUCUAUGGUAGACCCGGACACAUCUACACAUGUCACUCAGAGCCUCCUAAAUGAAUCAGAUAGCAUCUACUCCGGGGACCAGAGCAUCGAAGAGUUCCAGGAUAUAAAUAGCAUCACUGGGAAACUCUAUCGAUGUGAACACUGCCGCAUUCUCUUCGAGGACUGCACACUUUAUCUCCUACACAACGGCUUUCACUCGCACGACGCAGAUCCAUUCAAGUGUGUUAUAUGUCGGUUGUCCUGCCGCGAUCGGAUCGAGUUCAAUUGUCAUCUGAUCAGCCACAUCAAAUAAGGGAAAAAUACAACGUUCAGGUUUGGUUUUAAAGGUGUUUCUUUUUGGUGUGACGAA
Saccostrea echinata is the source of this 1737-nucleotide messenger RNA. RefSeq names its product zinc finger protein 271-like. The transcript is spliced from 7 exons. Gene Ontology annotation, cellular component: nucleus. Lineage: Eukaryota; Metazoa; Mollusca; Bivalvia; Ostreida; Ostreidae. The record is from RefSeq and is a predicted model, not a curated record. Bases 1 to 1680 code for a protein of 559 amino acids.